Messenger RNA from Alligator mississippiensis (American alligator), 609 nucleotides. It is a transcript of the gene GTF2H5, whose product is annotated as general transcription factor IIH subunit 5. Gene Ontology annotation, biological process: transcription by RNA polymerase II; transcription initiation at RNA polymerase II promoter; nucleotide-excision repair, preincision complex assembly. The transcript is spliced from 3 exons. Gene Ontology annotation, cellular component: transcription factor TFIIH holo complex; transcription factor TFIIH core complex. The record is from RefSeq and is a predicted model, not a curated record. The coding region runs from base 183 to 398 and encodes 71 amino acids. NCBI's taxonomy places the organism in Eukaryota, Metazoa, Chordata, Crocodylia, Alligatoridae.
CAUGCGCAUGGGUUGCACGGGAAGUUUGCUUUCUGUUUAGGAACCGGGCGCCGGAGGCGGCGGCCGGGGUUCUACUGUCGUCGGCGGAACCAACGGCCGGUUUUCACCAAUCACACACAGAUUCCAGAGCCAGACCUGCCUUCAUUGACUGCCCCUUCUGGCCUUUGUAAAGUGGUGAGAAGAUGGUGAAUGUCCUGAAAGGCGUUCUUAUAGAAUGUGACCCAGCCAUGAAGCAGUUCCUGCUGUACUUAGAUGAGUCAAAUGCCCUGGGAAAGAAGUUCAUCAUACAAGAUCUGGAUGAAACUCAUGUUUUUGUAUUGGCCGAGCUGGUUAAUUUCCUCCAGGAGAGAGUGGGCGAGUUAAUGGACCAGAACUCUUUUCCUAUUACACAGAAGUAAGAGUCUAGGAAAGUGAGGCUGGAAUUUGCCGCUCCAAAAUUACAAGCAAUAGAUGUGGAAUUGAUUCUGUUAUUCUUCAAUGUCCAUGGCUGAGGAAGUUCUAGACAAAAGUGGUUACUCAAAUGGAUACUUUCCUUAUUAAGUACUCUUAAACUGAAUUUGAUUUUUCUCAUUUUGAGAUAUGCUCUUGAAUAAAAAUAUACUUUUCAGA